This is a messenger RNA of Gracilinanus agilis (Agile Gracile Mouse Opossum), 4636 nucleotides long. It is a transcript of the gene OXR1, whose product is annotated as oxidation resistance 1. The coding region runs from base 699 to 3014 and encodes 771 amino acids. The record is from RefSeq and is a predicted model, not a curated record. Gene Ontology annotation, biological process: response to oxidative stress. The transcript has 15 exons. Gene Ontology annotation, cellular component: nucleus. Lineage: Eukaryota; Metazoa; Chordata; Mammalia; Didelphimorphia; Didelphidae.
GGAAGCAUUUGCAUACUUGUGGAGAUACACAACCCCAGUGUACUUGACACUAGCUAUCAGAUACCUAGCACCACUGUACUAUUUGCAAUGGAGCUUUUUUUUUUUAAAGGGAAAUGGUUCAAUUAUGUUUUCCUUAGCAAUUUAAAAAGAAGGAAAAAAAAACAAGCAGAUAAUCAUAUAAGAAUCCUAGUUGAAGUUGAAGAUGAAGAUGCUGAAGAUGAAGUUGAAGGUGGAUGAGCUCUUAGGGAUAAUGUAGUUCAAAGCUUUCAUUUUACAGGUGAGAAAACAGAGGUUCAGGUCACACAGACAGUAAAUACCAGCUGAAAUGAAGAUUAAGGUCUCUUGGCUUCACGCCCCGUGCUUUAGUCUCCCAUGUAUCUUUGUAUCCUUCCCGAUGCCCAGAAUCAAGGUCAAAAAGGCAGUGUCAAAGGAAGUAGAAAGAACCCCACUGGAGUUCCCUGUUUUGCCACUCACAACUCUUUCCAAAAGGUUCCACGUGUCGAGGGCAAGUACAGUAGGUUUCCUCUGAGCCAAACAGAAACCUCAGAAUCUUGCACACUCUGUCCGGGCUUUGGGGGCUGGGCUGGAGAAGGAAGUACUGUAUUACCAGGGGAAACACACAAGCUCCCGAAAUCAGCUCCUCCUCUGAGGAUCAGCAUAUGGCUUGCUGAAUUUGACUCCAAAGGAGGACUUUAGAAAUGUUCUGCGCACGGAAAGACACUGGCCAAAAGAAGACCCCAGACAAGAAAGAUCCAAGACGAUUGUCAUUUCAGAGACCUAAAGGGACUGUUGAAUAUACUGUUGGACCAAGGGAUUCUUUGAAUAGUAUUGCUCUGUCAUAUGAUACUACACCCAAUGAGCUGGUUCAGUUAAAUAAGCUGUUUUCCCGAGCAGUUGUAACUGGACAGGUUUUAUAUGUUCCUGAUCCUAAUUUUGAGUCUAGUAUUGAGAGUUCCCCAACUCUUAGUCCUGUAAGCCCUAUGUCACCAAGUAUAUCAGAACCUGAAUUUGAUAAGCCAACAAAUCCAGGUGCCCAGCAGAAAGAGGCAUCUUUACCUGCUGUUUUUACUGAUACUUGCCCAGCAAGAAUUGUAUCUUCAACUUCUGAGGAAGAAGAAGCAUUUACUGAAAAAUUUCUUAAAAUCAAUUGCAAGUACAUUACCCAUGGCAAGGGUACAGUCAGUGGUGUGUUGCUUGUGACACCAAAUAAUAUAAUGUUUGAUCCACAUAAAACUGACAUAUUGGUCCAAGAAUGUGGCUGUGAAGAAUAUGGCAUCAUGUGUCCAAUGGAAGAGGUGAUGUCAGCUGCACUGUACAGAGAAAUUUUGGAUGCCAAAAUACAGGAAUUCUUACCAAUAGAGGUAGAUCAAUUGUCAGUAAGGGGCCUCAGCUUUUUAAAGAAAAUGACAAGAAGUAAUACUGAUGACCUAGACUCAAGGAUUCGGGAUACAGGGAAUGACAGCGCCAGCACUGCACCUAGGAGCACUGAGGAGUCUCUCUCUGAAGAUGUAUUCACAGAAUCAGAACUCUCCCCAAUACAAGAAGAGUUCAUUUCUUUAGAUGAGCUACAUCAAAAAAAAUCUUCUGAUGCAUCAUCAGAAUCUGGCCAAACUGUGCAAGCUGGUGUAAAACGUGUAACAGUCAUUCCAGAUUCUUCUGUUACUUCUGAUAACUUAAAAGGCAAUAUUACACAGUCUGCCCAUGGUAUGGGGACUCUAGGUCAUAAAACAAAUUUAGACAGUCCAGAAGUAGUAGAUCCAGUUACAAACGUCCCUCAACAGUCUUUACAAGAAACACAAAGCCAAGAGGAAAAUAGCAUGAGGGUCAAAAUAAACACAAAUUCAUCACAAGGAUCAGAAGAUAAGAAAGCAAACAAGCAUUUUGCAGAAGUCUUAGAAUCUCAAAAGAAUGAAACUGUGAACAAAGGGGAACCAGGAGAGGAAAAAAUUCAGGACUUUCAGAUAGAGGUGGAAGAGCUACGUAAACUCUGGAAAAGCCACACAAUGGAACAAACCAAACAACAAAGGGAAAAUAUUCAGCAGGUGUCUCAAAAAGAAAGUAAACACAAAAUAGCAACUGCAGAUGGACAUAUAGAAGGAUCUGGUUUUUUAAAAGAAAAGAAAAAACAUCGAUUGUAUAAAUUCUUAUGUCUUAGAGUUGGAAAACCAAUGAGAAAAACAUUUGUAUCUCAAGCAAGUGCCACAAUGCAACAAUAUGCACAAAGAGAUAAGAAACAUGAAUAUUGGUUUGCAGUGCCUCAGGAAAGGACAAAUCACUUAUAUGCAUUCUUCAUUCACUGGAGUCCAGAAACAUAUAUAGAAGAUACUGGUGAAUUUACUAGAGAACCAGGAUUUAUAGUAGUAAAGAAAAUGGAAGAUUCUGAAACUACUGAUGAUUCUACAAGUGAAGAAACACUCAAAGAGUGGGAGAUUGCUACAAAAGAAUCAGUUGGUCCAAAAUAUGUUACUCCUUUAAAAUUAGACCUGGAGUCUGAAGCAUUUCGUCCAGUCCUCAGUGAUCCAAGUGAAUUGUUACAACCGGAUCAAAUUGAAAAGCUCUCUAAACAUCUUCCACCACGAACCAUUGGCUAUCCUUGGACUCUUGUCUACGGUACUGUGAAACAUGGUACAAGUUUGAAGACUCUGUAUCGAACAAUGGUGGGUUUGGACACACCAGUUCUGAUGGUGAUUAAAGACAAUGAUAACCAGGUUUUUGGUGCACUGGCAUCAGAACCACUUAAAGUGAGUGAUGGCUUUUAUGGUACUGGAGAGACUUUUGUUUUUACUUUCUCUCCAGAAUUUGAGAUCUUUAAAUGGACUGGAGAUAAUAUGUUUUUUAUCAAAGGAGAUAUGGAUUGCCUAGCUUUUGGUGGAGGAGGGGGAGAAUUUGCACUUUGGCUUGAUGGAGAUCUCUACCAUGGUAGAAGUCAUUCUUGUAAAACAUUUGGGAACCGUACGCUUUCUAAAAAAGAAGAUUUCUUUAUUCGGAACAUUGAAAUAUGGGCUUUUGAAUAACUCCGUUCUUAACCAGGAUGAUGCCCCAAACCUGACAUGGACAAGCAUAGUUUGGAAAGUUCACAAAGCAAUAUAAUGUAGCAUGUCACUAACUAUUUUAGAUGAGUUUGUGUCACCACUUAUUGCAAGUAUAAUUUUGAAGGGGCUUUUUUUAAAAUCAUGUUUCUACCCUUGAGUUCUUAAGGUAUAAUACUUAUCUAGUGCCACGUAGUAUAAAUAGCUUGUAGUUUAACUGCAAUUUAACAAAGGAGUAGAUACUCCAUCUGAAAUCAGCAUCAUCACAAUCUCUCUGGUGUUAGUGCUGCUAUGUUGAACUUCCGCCUAGUUAAUUUUAAAAAUUAAAUUUAUAUUGAUUCUUUUCGGAAUAGCAUAUGUGGGGCAUAGUUUGAGAGUAUAAAUAAUGAUAGCCUACAGUACUACUGAGGUCGAGUGACCAACUUGCAUUGUAGAACCAAUACAUAAGAAACUAUAUGCCAAAUUAAAGGAUAAUUUCUAAUUUUAGUUCACUUGAGUAUAACAGCACCAUUUAUUUAUUUAGCUCAUUCUCAAUUCCAUUUUAGAAAAAGGGAAAGCAAUGCUGAUUUGUAUUAGGCCAGACUGCACAUGAGCUGCAGGUUUGGGGAAAUAACACUAUUGGACUUUGUUAAAGAUUUAUAAAACUGCAAAGGAGUAUAAGAACUUAAUGAUUCUAUUUGGGUUAAUAUAUUAAGCAAGAAAAUAUAGUAUUAACUUAUUUGUAGUUUAGCAGGGCAUUAUCAGAAGUACAAAGACUAUGAAACACAUGCAUAUUUCUUCAGCAUAAAAUAUCAGAUAUACUAUUUUAUGGUUUUGUUGUUUUAGCCUUGUUGCAUUUCAGAUCCAAAAACAUAGUUUAUUCUUGUCCAAAAAAGAAAAAAAGUAAUUAAAAAAAGUGAAUAUAUGUUGUAAAUUACAGUUUAGCACCAGCGCUAAUAAAAUGGGUCAUAUGUAGACAAUAUUGUAACUCAGUAGAUUCGUGGAAUAUGCAAAUUUACUGUUGUGACUCAAAAAAAAAUGGCAGACUAGAAUAUACCAGUAGUUCUUGUCCUCUUUUGUAGGAAAAUCAGUAAUAAACCAUUGUGGCAAUAAUAACUCAUCAAAACAGUUCAUUUCAAAGCUUCUAUUCUAUGUUAUGCAAAAAAAAAAAAGCAAAAUCUGCUGUUAUACGUGUGACAGUGACUUUGUGCUGAAACUUCAGCUAUUCCUGAUGAACAUUGUAUAUUAUCUUGUAAAUUAAUGUUUACCAGUAGUUUUGUUCUUCUAGAAAGUGUUGAUUGACAGGUUGCUUAUAGCACUUUAAGUUAUUCUAAAAAUGGAAUAAAAGCCAGAUGUGUUGGCUUAAGUAGAUGUAGUUGUAUAGCACUUCAGUAUAUUUAGUUCUUUUGAAAGUUAAAUAUUUAACUGAAGACAACUUAGGGUAAUGAAAAGGAGCAGAUGCUCUCAUAAUAUGCUAUUGCUGAACAUGAAUGGAAAUACAGGACGUCAUUUCCUUAAUUGUCUAUGUAAAUCUCUUAAUACUUGUUAGAAUUUAGUAUAUAGAUUACAUGUUUAAAAUAUAUAAAGAACUGUAAAUAAAUACUACCUUUUUCUCCUUUGGUCUUCCA